AACUAUAACAGUCAGCUAAAUCAGGAAAGCUUAAACGAAAUGGUAAAUGUCCCGUUUCCCGCCGGCAAUCUGGAUUUAACGCUGCGUUUGAUCGGAUUGACUUUAAGUCACCGCAGCUGAUUUCUGUAUUCCUCUCCACGCAGUGUGUUGUAGUCUCAGCUCUUUCAUUCAGCUUUUUAGGUAGAUGUUUUCACAUUAAUGCUGUGUUUCCUGCAAAUCAGCUGACAACCACAAAGACGAGGAGUCCUCAGGAAAUAAAUCCUCCAAAAAAUGCACUGUCGCGUCUUUGGCUCAAGGUGGCAGCAGUUCAUUGGAGACAGGCUGCUGCCGUGUUCCCGUCAUCCCUCGUUGUCUAGCUGAAGCGACAUCACGAGGGGAGGAAGAUGAUGAGGAGGAGGAGGGUGGUGCAGUCAGUCCUCUGAUCUCCGCCCGUCUGUAUGGAGGAUGUGGUUCUGCACUAUCAGCCUGGAUCAGCUGCUGGGCUCGGCCCUCUGUUAGAGAGGACAGAGAGGCUUCUGGAGUCUUUCCCCUGUCGGACUCCUCCAGCCUUCAGCCCCUGGUUCCCCUCCGCCGCGGACCGCCACCUGCCCAUCAGACCUGCCAAACCAGCUCCCGUCAUCACCUCCUCGGCUGAUUUACUCGUCUCCGACAGCAGGGCACGCGCUCACACAGCACACAACAAACCUGAAACCGACGGUCUUGUUGCUGAAAGACCUCAGGAUGGUCCACGUGCAGGGACGACCAGAACGCCACCUGAAAGUCCACAAAAACCCAGAGAUGGCGUCUGCGUCUCAGAAACCCCAAACCAUCUCCUCCCUGCCUCACUCUUUAGCACGCCGGAGAGGGAGAUCACCAGACUGUCUCCUGAAAAACACAAAGACGGCUUCCCCGUCACAGACUCAGCGGUCAAACGGUCCUGGAGCGUCUUCACGCAGAAAGGAGUUCUGCUGCAGAGCUCCCAGUCGCUGUCCAAGCAGUUCCAUCACAUGGUGUCCAUCCACAGGCUCCACCUCCGCCAGAGGGCCAAAUGGGUGGUCAGUCAGCACAACUGGGGGGCGGCCAGGGACAUCGAACAGGUGUGGAGCGCUCUGAGCCGGUCCGUCCGGCGCCGCAGGCUGUCGACGUGUAACGCCAACAUCCAGCGGGAGCGGGCGGAGAUCUGGGUGUUCUGCGACCUUCUCUGCUCUGAGCAGGUGGGACGCGCCCUGAAGGACGAGCUGCAGCUGUCGGGGAGGAUCAGCCUGUCGGUUCACAGGCUGGGAAACAUCUUCAGCAUGUAGAGCUGAACUCCGGCCCCGAAGGUUUUUACAAAUACGACAAACAGAUGAUCACACUAAGAUGUCUCCAACUAACAUAUUUAUAUUUUAUCAUCGACCUCUGAGACUCGUCACAACUGCGGUCUUAAUGAUGAACUAACCCGUUUACUUGAUAUUUGAUCUGUUUUUUUAACUACUGGUCAGAUUUCCAGUAUGUAUAUAUUUUUGCUCCCGAGAGGAUGAACCCUAAUGAUUUUAUUGAUCACCUUUCCCAUGAACUCGGUGCAUCUUUGCUCCAAACUCCCUGUCGUGCCCAUAACGACGAGAUAUUGUCUUUUAAGCUAAAGGUCAUCAGUAAGUGAGGUCAGCAGUCUGUCGGGACUCACCCAGAUACUCGACCUGCGUUUGCCGAGUUCACAUUACUGCUGAGACUCGCUUACUAACGAGGGAACAACACUGAGAGUUAUUGAGAGUUUUAUGUUUAUAAAAAUCUGGGGGGGGGUUGAAACCUCAAACACGUUUGGUUUUUUUUGUGCCAAAUUCCAGUCUGUGUUGUAUAUUUAUGAAUUUGAGAACAAAUGUUUAUGAUUGUAUUUUUUCAUACUGGUUUUCUAAUCACUAAAUAAACGUGUAAUAUUUUUAAUAUAA
This is a messenger RNA of Siniperca chuatsi (mandarin fish), 1904 nucleotides long. RefSeq lists its product as uncharacterized. The record is from RefSeq and is a predicted model, not a curated record. The transcript is spliced from 3 exons. Gene Ontology annotation, biological process: negative regulation of double-strand break repair via homologous recombination; positive regulation of double-strand break repair via nonhomologous end joining; positive regulation of isotype switching. The coding region runs from base 438 to 1280 and encodes 280 amino acids. Lineage: Eukaryota; Metazoa; Chordata; Actinopteri; Centrarchiformes; Sinipercidae.